AUGCCAGAAUUCAGGGUUUUCAUUCUGACAAUGGCGGAGAAUUUCUUAACCAUGAUCUUAACCAGUUCUUACAAGAUCAUGGCAUCAUACAUCAAAGCUCAUGCCUUUACACUCCCCAACAGAAUGGGGUCGCUGAAAGAAAGAACACACUUAUUGGAAGUCGUUCGUGCCUCUCUCUUUGGUGCCAGUAUGCCACGAUCAUUUUGGGGCGAAGCCGUCGUCUCUGCAGCAUACCUUAUCAAUCGGAUUCCCUCUAUCGUAACUGGAAACGACACAGGAGAGCAACUGAAACUGCAGAAGUAUUUGUCUCAGGAAUUUGAGAUGAAGGAUUUAGGUGAUCUGAAGUACAUUCUAGGAAUGGAUGUAGCCAGGUCCACAACUGGUAUAUUUCUGUCUCAAAGGAAGUAUGUAUUAGAUCUGCUCACUGAAACAGGAAUGCUUGGAUGCAAACCUGUUGAUACACCCAUCGAGAUAAAUCACAAGUUAUGUGAAGGCAUGGAUCAAGAACCAACCAAUAAGGAACAGUACCAACGCCUUGUUGGAAGGUUGAUAUAUUUAGCCAACACAAGACCAAAUAUUGCAUAUGUUGUGAGUGUGGUUAGUCAGUUUAUGCAUUCACCCAGUGUGUCCCAUCGGAUCUUAAGAUACUUAAAGUCAGCACCUGGGAAAGGAUUAAUGUUCUCAAAAAAUAGAGAUCUCGAAGUUGUUGGAUAUACAAAUGCUGAUUGGGCUAGCUCCAUUACUAAUAGACGCUCUACUUCAUGUUACUUUACCUUUGUAAGAGGUAAUCUAGUCACUUGGCGGAGUAAAAAAGAAAAUGUAGUUUCUCGGUCUAGUGCAGAAGCAGAGUAUCAAGGAAUGGCUCACGGAGUUUGUGAACUACUGUGGAUCAAAAGACUAUUGACAGAAUUGAGUUUCAAGCCAUGA
This is a messenger RNA of Prunus armeniaca (apricot), 927 nucleotides long. Lineage: Eukaryota; Viridiplantae; Streptophyta; Magnoliopsida; Rosales; Rosaceae. The record is from the annotation of a GenBank genome assembly.